Messenger RNA from Heterobilharzia americana, 3249 nucleotides. The record is from the annotation of a GenBank genome assembly. Lineage: Eukaryota; Metazoa; Platyhelminthes; Trematoda; Strigeidida; Schistosomatidae.
GGUAUAGGAGUGAGCCAUAUUCGUUUUGUGGAUAACUUUUAGCCAUACUCCUGAUCUAAAUCCUGGUUUCGAUUUUGCAACAGCAAGUCGUGGGAAUUGAUUAUCUGUGAAGAAAUCACAAGCAAAUCCGAAAACCAAUCAAAUCAACUUAGUGUGAAUCUACGUUUCUACCAUCGUGUGAUCAAAGACUAGAACUCCUUACCUCAGCAAGUAUCAUCAGCACCUUCGGUCGGCGCGUUCAAGGAGAAACUAGAUCUUCACUGAAAUAACUAUUACAUGGAUUAACACGGACCAACUGACUUACUACCCUUAUUGCUGAAAACUGGAUUGAACUGACCCUUCUCAAUUCUCAUACUGGCUGAGUGAACCACCGCCAAAUCUUCAAACACCUCAGCACGUUUCGUCCACAGACUAGAGAAAAACCUGUUAGCAGCUCAUCGUUACAUUUCUGUGUUUCUGAUAAGGUUCAGGUCGAUCUCAGUGAAAUUGACGUGCACUCAACAGCAGCCAUUGCCUCAAAUGUAACUUGCUAGCAGCUUUACACACCAUACCUGGUCUCAACCUUGCCGGGAUACACACAAUCACCAGAGUAGAGUUUUUUCAUCUGGAGGGAGGGGCACAGUGUAACGCUUUUAAAACCUUACUGAUCUAUGUUCUGUUUUCUAUUUCCUGACUGCCUCUUCUCGUUGUGAUUCAUUACCGUUUGUCGACUUUCUUUUAUUAUUCAGUAUUCUUGUACUAGCUGAGUGGACUUCCACCGCCACUUACGUUCAUUUUGUAUCCCGUGCAACAAUAUACCCACAAGCUGCCAGAAAAUCCACUAACAGCUGAUUGCUACAUGCAAUAUGUCAAAAGACGAUAGGAAAGCAGAGCUUGAGAGGAAAAAGGCGAAGUUAGCCAUAUUGCGAGAGAAUAAGAUGAAAAGAGACAAAGUGAAAAUAAAUGGAGUGAAUGUUGAGACUCAGGGCCUUCGAACAGAAACUGAAGAACUACUGCGGACUCUUGGCAUUCCUGUUUCUGAAACUCUACUUCCUCAAAGUAAAGAUGAUUUAGUUCCCAUAAAACAAGCUGUAGAUGAAGCACAGAUAAAAUCUGACACUUUUAAAAGGCGUAAGAAGUUGGGUUUCUCGCAAAUAAAUGAGAUUGAUCUUUUUCCUAAGGAGUAUAUAACGUACUCUAAAAUGACGCAGACAUUUGAUGCAAAUGUUUUGCCACAAGUUAGUGGUGGUGGUCGAAUUGAUUAUCCACGCGAAGCUAUAACUUCUCCAAAAUUUAUGACUAAUUUGGAAUGGGAUGAUGAGUUUUCCAUGAUGGCACCUUUCGAAGAUGCGUCCAUCGAAUCCUUUGACAUAUCUUCUGUGAUCAAAGAAGUGCAAAGAAUGCCAGUUAUCGAGCCAAAUGCUGUCGCUGCAGAUAUAAAAAAAGAAAGUGAUAACCGACGAGCGGUGCAAGCAACAGAACUCACAGAAGAAGAAAAAAAUGCCAUUAUGCGGUCAGAUAAAUUUAACCGCUUCUUUAAUAAAGCUUCACGACUGAUUGAACGAGCAUUAGAAGAACCAACUGAUAUCUUUGUCGAUUACAGUGGUGACGAUCAUGAUGACGCUGGAAAUACUCAACGGCAUCAGCUCGUGAGAUUCGGCCGUGAUUUUUAUGAUGAGCGUUGGUCAAGGGGACGUUUAGUCACAGCAUUGGAUUGGUCACCUGUUUUUCCUGAAUUACUUCUUGGAGCCUAUCAUUUGAAUGAUGAAACACCUCAUGACCCUGAUGGAGUAUGCUUAAUAUGGAAUCUUAAAUUCCAAAAGAAUACACCAGAGUAUAUUUUUCAUUGCCCAUCGGCUGUCACAUCAGCAACUCUUGCAACUUAUCAUCCAAACUUGGUUAUUGGUGGAACGUAUUCUGGACAGAUUGUAUUGUGGGAUAAUAGGGCAACUAGACGAAUGCCAGUACAACGAAGUCCACUAUCUGCAACUGCACAUACACAUCCAGUCCAUGCGGUUAUGAUUUCAGGAACAAUGAACUCACACAGUUUAUUGAGUAUCAGUUCCGAUGGUAGAUUAUGUACAUGGAGUUUAGAUAUGUUGAGCCAACCUCAGCAAUCUAUGGAAUUAACGCACAGACAAGCGCGUACUGUAGCCGCAACCUGCAUGUCUUUUGUAGACGAAAAUGUUAACAACUUUGUAGUUGGUUCUGAAGAUGGACGAGCGUACAUCGGUUCACGCUGUGGAAAUCAAGCUGGCAUAACUGAAGUUUUCGAAGGUCAUCAGGCUCCUAUCACAUCAAUUUCAUCCCAUCCACUUAGACACUCUGUAACUUCUACGUCGCUGUUUCUUACCACCUCUCUUGAUUGGUCCGUAAAGUUGUGGUCUGUUAAAGAAAACCGUCUUAUAUGUUCAUUUGAAGAAGCCUCCGAUUACGUUUUCGAUGCUCAUUGGUCACCCCUGCAUCCAGCUGUAUUCGCUACUGUAGAUUGCACAGGACGUCUUGACUUAUGGAACUUGAAUCAGAAUAGUGAGGUUCCAUCAUUUCGUACUGUAAUCCCUGGUCAACCGUCACUGAAUAAAUGUCGUUUUCAUUCAUCUGGUUCAUAUAUUGCUGUGGGUGACGAUAAUGGUCGUAUUCACAUGUUUGAUUUGAACGAAGUAAGUAAGAUUCGUUGAACUACUGUGAGUAGAUUUAACCUGUGUUUUUGUAUAUUUUGUUGCACCAUUUCAGUGUUUUAUGAAAUACUAAAUACUGUCAGCAUAAGAUAUCAUAAUCGCUCCAUUCAAACCAAGCGAUCAAUAAUAGUCACAUUUGUACUUAGGAAAUCUUUAAAAAUAGGAGAAUACUUAGUAAAUCAAGGAUUUCGCCAGCGAAUGGUAUUUUAGUUUAAAAAAAGGCAGCUGGUUCUGUUCUUACAGAACGAGAAGUCAACAUCUGUUUACUUUUUCCAAACUCGAAUCCUUUCCAGAGAUUCGCGCAACAUAAUUUAUUCAUUCGGCUCAUUAUUUUGAGGACCAUCAGUUUCCUGCAUCCUGUUCAGUACAUUGUGUAAGUUCGCAGCAAUGUUCACAUGUAGGGACGCCAGCAGAAGUUACUAGAUUCGGAAAUCAGAUUCUGAUAACUGCAUACUACUUGAUGUGUGGAGUCAUUCAUGACUAACAAAGCAUACUGUGAAAUAAACUGAUAGUUUCCUGUCACAAAUAACCUCACAAACGAUUAACGAUUUUAAAUUUUAUCUUUUAGGCUAUGGCAACACCUCAUCCAGAC